Messenger RNA from Prorocentrum cordatum, 3957 nucleotides. The record is from the annotation of a GenBank genome assembly. Lineage: Eukaryota; Dinophyceae; Prorocentrales; Prorocentraceae.
GGCGGGCCGCCGCCGCCGAAGAAGGCGCCCCCGCCGAAGGGCAAGGGCGCGGCGGCCGCCGGCAAGGCGGCGCCCAAGGCCAAGUCGAGCAUGCAGCCGCUGUUCGGGCGGCGCCUGGACUGGCACUCGCUCACCCAGGAGAAGGUGUCCGGCACAGUGUUUGCGGGCCUCAACGAGGAGGUGCCCGGUGCCGCGGAGGACAUCGGCCGGCUGAGGGCACUCUUCGAGCCGCCGAAGGCGUGCCAGGCCGCCCCGAGCAAGGAGAGGCGCGGGGCGCGGCGAGAGAUGGGGUCAAGCGCAAGAAGAAGCCUCGUGCCGUACGUGGUGCUAGCGUCGCUGCUGAUGGUGAUGCGCGUGCUGGUGCAGAACCUGCAGCCGCUGGGUGAAGAGGACUUCAUGGACUCGGUUGGCUGGGACGAGCAUAUCAAAGGGCUCAUUCAUGGAGAGCUGCAGGCCAAGUUCAACAUCUUCCAGACCGAGGUUACCGAGCCCGUCACCGCGUCCGCCAGCAAGGCUGCCUCGUCCGCCGUCGAUCCUGUCAUGGCUGCCAUCAAAGGUGUCGAAACUGCAGUUCAGCAAGUUCCGCAAACAUGCACGUCCCAACUUGAAGCGCAACUUCGUCCCGAGUUCGAGGCCAUGCAGCGACGCCUACAGCAGCAGAUCGACACCAUCCAGUCGCAGGUCCGAGACAUCGACACCCGCACAGAGACGCUGGCCACGGACAUGGAGCAGCUCAAGUCCCUCGUCGAAGAGCUUCGCAAAGAGUUGGUGGUCGCAAAUCGGUCGCCGCGUCCACCUAAGCCGACGCCUGGGUUCACUCGAGCGGUGGAUGGCACGAUUCUCAAGGUCGUCGCUCCUACCCUCGUCAAGAAGUGCGACGUUCAGGGCUCUGUGGAUAAGUGGCUCAAGGACGCAAGCAUCGACGGCUUCACCAUUCAGGGCGACGACCAAGACAAGCUCUUCACGAUCCAGUUCACUGGUGCAGUGGGUAUCGCUGGAAAGAAGGUCGCUGCCGCUUUAUCAGCUCUUCGUCUUCCUGGUAAAGGACAAUGGAUGCGCUUCCCCAUACCCGCAGCCAGCGGGGGAAGCACCCAGCUGCAUAUCGGCCCCGACAAGAACCCUUAUCAGAUCAAGAUGGAGAUCACAGGUUACCGUCUUCGGCUCGUUCGACACCGGCGCCUGCGGCCAUACGCGUGGUGGUGUUGCGACGGUGGUACCUCUUUCAGCUCAAUCGGCGGCGGCGUCCUCAUCUCGCUCGCCGGUUUCAGGGACUGGUUCAGUUGGUGCAUCCUGCGGCGCUUCAAGCUUGGGUGGAAACUAUACAACAUCGAGCGGCUGAGCAAGAGCUGGCGGUUCUCCAACAGGGUGCUCUUCAUGGGAAAGGCCGCGCUAAGGUUUCUCCUGGUACUUUCUGCAGCACAAAGGAAAGCCAAGCUCUGGGUCCCCUUCGGCAAGCGGCUCACGUUGCGCGUCAUUCAGGUUGGCGACCAGCAGCUUUCUGAUCCUGCCGAGAAGUUGAACGCGCUGGUCAGCUAUUGGGUUGCCAUGCUGGAGACGAUGGCGAGCGCGGUGUCGUUCGCUCCCCUGACACUGUGCGUAUUCUCGGCCUUCGCAACACCGAUAUUUCAACGUGCCGCCUACUCGGCGCUUUAUCAGGACAUGAUGCUGCCGUUUCUGAACAACUCGUACAACACUGACUCGCCGCUGGUGGUCACGAUCGUCAAACAGUGGUCCAAAUGGUUUCCAUCCCUGGUGGACGAUCCCACGCAGCUCGACUGGAAAUGUUUGCAGGACAAGAUGGUCACUUACCCCGCGGCCUGGGCUUCAGCGCUGCUGCGCGGCCUUUGCGGUGGUUGGCUUACGUCGUCGAGGAUAUCGUCGCCUUCAGGGCCUCGCACAUGCAUCUUUGGCUGCGCAGGCUGCUCGGACGAGAUCGGUCAUUAUCUCGUUUGUCGUGGUCUCGCGUGGGACAUCGCCAUGGCGAAGACGGGUGGCCGCAUCGAACUGCCUGGCAACAUUCUUGAUAGCUCGCCACCACCAUCUACCACGAAGUACGGCAUCUGGAUUAUGUCGGUCCUGAGCAUCUUCUCCAUACAGCGCGUGGUGCUGUUCGUGUUCGGGCAUUGGCGUGCCCGGCGGCUGGUCGGACUCGGGCCCACAUUCGUCCGCGGCAGCAUCUUGUUACGACGGGGCUACCAGAACCACCCUCUCCUGCUGUCCAGUGGCCUCCUGUACUCAUGGUGGAUCUUCCACGUGGUCAUCACUCACUGCACGAUUGUCUACCUGGGCGAGUUCGCUAUCCGCGUGCUUGGGGAGAAGCAAAGCUCGUUGAGCACUACACAGAAUUACAGCAAUCGGAUUCGAGCAGCUGGUUUAAGGUGGCGCAUGAGCGGGCCCAGCUUCUCAUGGAUCUUCGUUGGUGGCCCCAUGGUCUUGCGUCGUUUGCUGUGGUUACACCUGACAUCGAAGAAGAGCUUCAACUCCUUCGGCCAGAACCUCGUUCCCUUCUUCCUGAACUACGGGACUAUGGUUCGCUUGUUGCUGAUGAUUUGUGCUCUCGUGCUGAUGAGUUGGCUGUGGAUAUCUGGGAUGUGGAAAGCGGCAGUGGCAAUCGCUCAGGACGUGACGGCGCUGGGCCACUUGUCGGUGCUGCAGGAGGUAUUCUGCAGUGCCCUGCCAAUGAGGACGGACGUGGCGAAGCGCUGGGAGCUCGCCAUUGAGCUCUGCUUGCAUGGGUGGUAUCAAGGCGCUAUACCGAGGGAGCGGUUUCGUCAACAGCUCAGCGACCCGUGGCCGCCCAAUGAACGCCGCCGUCUUGCAGCGCUACGGCGCCAGGGCUUGGCGCACCUGCGGCAAUUGGAUUGGUGCCCUGAUAUCUCGAGGAUGCCACCAGAAGAGCGCGGGGAUUUUCAGCUGGUUCGCCGUACUUUCUUUUCUGGCCCUGCGAAGGCUGCGGCACCUGAUCUGCUCCUUCUUCCUCACCUUCACGAGCAAGCCCUUCUGGAUGCAGCGGCUGCCGUUGGCUCCGCCCAUCUGCCCGACGAAGACAACGAAAGCAUUGAUGCGGACGGCUACCCCGACCCAACCGACGAGGACAUCGAGUGCAUGGUCGAGGCUGCCGCUGUCACGGAGGCGCCCGAACCUGGUGGAUCGCCACCGCCCGAGUACGAGAAUGAUACAAUGGACGCUGGAGAGUUUUCGCAUCACUUCGGCCCCAUCCUCACCGACGAAGAGUUUGAAGCGCAAGUACAGCUGGCUUUGCGCAGGUCUCGGGUCACGUUCCACGAUGACGGAGAGGUGGGGGCGGGCGAGCUCAUGAUGGCACAGGCCGAAGCGGAAAGUUUGGAAGUGCCUGACGUGGACGCUCGCAGCAUGCACGAUGUUGAGGACGAUGUCGGAGAGGCUGUGCUGCUGCUCCGUCACCUGUUUCCGAGCCUGACGGAGCCCGCGAUCGACUUCAUCACGACGGGCGAAGCUGGCUUGCCUGGUGUAUCCUCGGACUUCGAUGCAUCUGUCUCGCCCGACGGCUACGUGAUCGACGUUUUGGCUGCAAUACGGGAUCCGCUGGUCAAUGAUGGAGCUGAUCAGCCCUCUGACUUCGAGUUCGACGACAGCAAUCACACUGACGGGGUGAAGGACUAUCGCAUGCUAGUGGUGAGGUCCAUCCUGGUCGUCGUGAUGGUGGAGAUCUUGUCCCACGCGAUCAAGGUGUCGUGCAUGGGGGUGUUGGUCACGACCAAGAGCCUCUCCCUGAAGGCGCUGGGCUCCAUGGUGAAGACGCUGGGCACCAAGGUGGUGAGCUUCCUGCGGGUCAAGAACAGCAUGGUAUACAGCCUGAGCCUGCUCCUGUCCACCCUGUACCUGGUGCUGCUGACCGUCGCUGCCGCCAUGGACGUGGUCGGCGGCUUCAUUGACACCGAGCUGGCCGACGGCGCGCGCGUCGGCGCCGAGGGCUAG